Molecule: messenger RNA, 1083 nt
Organism: Baudoinia panamericana UAMH 10762
Lineage: Eukaryota; Fungi; Ascomycota; Dothideomycetes; Mycosphaerellales; Teratosphaeriaceae
Exons: 6
Coding region: 398-943 (181 amino acids)
Source: RefSeq, a predicted model, not a curated record
GAAACGUUCUUGACGACGAUCCACUAAGGAUGAGUAGAGUCUGUGAGGAAGCUCCGAUUUCCAAGCCCGGUACCUGCGUCAAGACGGCACGAGCAUUCUAUUGUGCUAAUAAUGGUCUAAAGUGAUGGCACCCAGGCCUUUUGCUUUGUGUAUAUCCGAUAUGACGGUCGCAGGAACAUUGCCCGCUCGUUCCAGAGUGGCUUGCAUGGUGUAGCUCUCCACUCCAUGUUGUGGUGCCAUUGAGGGACGCUCAAUGACGCAAAUCGUCGCUCACCGCGCGUCGACGAACAUAAAGUGAACCACCAGCUUCCACGCAUGUACCUCUCAUAAAGUACUCUCCGAACCCAUUGAACCGCUCUGUUCGUCGUAAUCAGUAGUCGAGCACGCGACAGCCAAGAUGUCGGCCGUGGAAACCAUUAGAGGUCUUACUAACACAUACCAUGCCUACGUCUUCGGCACCGCCUUCUGGUACUUCCUUCGCGGCUUUAUGCGCGUCGUUGCGCCAAAAACGGUCGCUGAAUGGUUCCGCCCGCCAUCGCAAGCCUACCUCACCCAAGGACUAGGUGUCACAGAAGCUAACGACCUCGAGCUUUACAAUAUCCGCACCGACGCCUGGGGGCUGAUAGCACUGGCUCUACUCCUGAUUGCCCUGGCCGACGCGGUCCCACUCCCCUCCUCUCUGGUAGGCUCCUCACUAGUCAACUCCGCGCCAUCUCAAUACAAGAAGCCGUACGCCCGCGCGGCUGUGCUUAUCACGAUCUUCCACCAUGUCACUACCGGAAUCGGGGCUUACCAGCACUGGAGACUUCCAAGCCAUCACAAUGUCUCCAUGGACAUCGGCGUCUACGGCAACAUUGGUUUGACCUUGCUGGGAAUCGCGGCGUUGUACGGGCUGAGAGAUGAAGGGCUAGAUGCGGAUGCGGCGGGCAAGAAGAAGGCUUGAGCGGGCGGGAUGAGUGUUCACAGGCCUUGCGGUGCGCUAACGCAAGCAGACAGUGUCGCAGCGUGCUCACAUGCUUCCAGAUGGAGCGACCUUCUCCGCCCGGUCAUGGCCGAGUAAUGUAAGGCUACGCGGCAGAAUCC